Molecule: messenger RNA, 2131 nt
Organism: Closterium sp. NIES-67
Lineage: Eukaryota; Viridiplantae; Streptophyta; Zygnematophyceae; Desmidiales; Closteriaceae
Source: the annotation of a GenBank genome assembly
AACCACAAGGUCUCCAGCAAGACAUCAUCAGCGAUGAUGACAUACCCUGCAAGGUGGCCAUUCUAAGUCCUGGGAACCUCGCAAUGGUAGAAGAGAAUUUCUCGGUGAAAUUUCUAAUUAUACCAUCUGACUAGUGCGAGUUUGCCCUGACAGGAACAAUGGCUGCGAACGCGGCUCACCUGGCGCGAGUGAAUGUCUCAUCCGGGGUGCACGUUAGCAGCAGCUUUACUGUCAGUAGCUGCAGCAAAGGUCAAGCCUGGCCAUCAGGAGUAACGGCGGUGCCGAAGCCGACGGUUCAUCGGAGUCAGCUGGCCGUCAGAGUCCGAACGGGAAGCCGAGGACUCAGUUUUCACUCGCAAUUGCGAACAUCGCGAUGUGUUAUAGCGAGAGCGAGCAGGCAGGAUGGCAUGGACGGUUCAGGAGACGUCAGCAUGGCGAACAUGGAAGCUGACGGUCAUGGUCGACUAAGAAUUACCAAUCCUACGGCUCGCUGUUCGGCGUCAGAGGAAAAUCUAGAGUCUGAAUGUGAUGUGUCUGUAACGGAAUUCAGCUCAGACACACUCGCGAAUCCGAGUGACUUUAACGGGGGACGGAGAAGGCUGUUCCUACUCGGAGCUGCCGCUGGCUUGUGGGGUCUAAUCCCGUUACUGCUGCCGGACACAGCCUCUCGUUACAGUCACGCCCGGGCGUUCAGCCUUCCUGGAUUUGGAGCAGAAGCGUCUAGCUCUGCCUCGGCUUCGGCCUCAGGAUCCGUGGCGCUGUCCAUGUCAUUUUCCACCUCAGCAUCCGCGUCGGUGUCCACGUCAGCAGCCACGUCAGCAUCAUCAUCAGCCGCUGCUGCAGCGGGGAGCACAGGAGGGUUUGUUCCUGUUCCUCCUGCGCGGAUCGACCUAGCUGCUGCGCCCAGAGGCACGUUUGACCCCACGGAUGAGCGCCUCAGGGCGGCUGCCACCACCUUUGAACGAGCCCUCACCGCUUCCACUGUGGAGGAGGAGGAGGCGCUAUGGACGGUGGUGAUUCAAUCGUGCGAGAGAGCGGGGAGCGCAGAGUGGGUGCCGGACAUAGCGUCGAGAGCGCUGGGCAACCGGGGCAAUGCGCGUUCCCGGCAGGGCCGACUGGCGGAGGCUCUAGAUGACUACAACAAGGCCAUCCAGUUCGCCCCCUAUGCCGUCGAUCCAGUCCUCAACCGAGGCGUGGCGUUGGAAUCACUCGGACGGUUCCAGGAAGCGGCGGCGGACUACUCUGCGGUGCUGGCAGUGGCGCCCAACGACCCGGCAGCCUGGAACAACCUGGGGAACACGCAGGCGGGCAUGGGGGCGUGGUCAGAUGCAGUGGAGAGCUACAGGCGGGCCAGUAUGCUUGCUCCGGCUUUCUCCUUUGCUGCUGCUAACUAUGCCCUCGCGCUGUACGAGGUCGGAAACGACAAUGCUGCCAUCAAACAGAUGAGGAACCUUCUCCGAAAGUACCCUGAGUUUCCGGACAUGCGAGCAGCGCUGGCAGUGGCACUCUAUGCAGCAGGGCUCAGAGCCGAGUCUGAAAACGCCUGGAGCAGAGUGGAUGAUGGUCGGUAUCGAGAUCGUGAGUGGGUGAGCGAGUAUCGGCGCUGGCCGCCCCGUCUUGUUGCAGAACUAGCAGCCUUUCUAGACCUAAAGCCCGUAUAGUACCUCUUUCUGGCAGUGCAGGGUGGUGUUUGAGCCAACUAAAAAAAUGACCUCAAGCCCGUAUAGUACCUCUUUCCGGCACAGCAGGAGUGGUUUUUUAGUCGACUCAGGAAUCGACCUGACGACUGUAUAGCACCCUUUCUCAGGCAGCCCAAAAGUCGUUGCGGAGCUAGCAGCCUUGCUCGCCCUGUAGCUUGCAGAAUCAUCCCUCCUAUAUAGAUAGAUACCGUACUGUGGUAUCUUGGAGACGGCCUAUGUAACUAUGUAAUGCACACGACCUUCUGGCCAUUUCUAGUGUUGGGCUGAGAUGGUUACUGUUGGGCUGAGAAAAAGCCCUUAGGAUCUUUUGCAGAGACUAAGUCCCAGCUUGUAGAGACUUGAGACUUGGAGUAGUGCAGCGGAAGUUGAGGCAGUUGAACCCUUGUACUAGUAUGUGAGAACAAGUGAUUGAUUAAAGAAACAAGCAUACA